Messenger RNA from Schizosaccharomyces osmophilus, 1458 nucleotides. It is a transcript of the gene pka1, whose product is annotated as cAMP-dependent protein kinase catalytic subunit Pka1. Gene Ontology annotation, cellular component: cAMP-dependent protein kinase complex; nucleus. The transcript has a single exon. The record is from RefSeq and is a predicted model, not a curated record. The coding region runs from base 1 to 1458 and encodes 485 amino acids. Lineage: Eukaryota; Fungi; Ascomycota; Schizosaccharomycetes; Schizosaccharomycetales; Schizosaccharomycetaceae. Gene Ontology annotation, molecular function: cAMP-dependent protein kinase activity; ATP binding. Gene Ontology annotation, biological process: peptidyl-serine phosphorylation.
AUGCAAACUGCAACCUAUCCUGCGUCAUCCGGCGAUCAAGCUACCAAGGUGGACGGAUAUAUGGACCGACAGCCAGAAGAUAAAUCCAACUCGCCUGCCCAGAACCAAAGAGGUAAUGAUUCACAACAAGAAGACCAAAAUUCAAUGGAAAAAAACUCUUCAAACAGUGUCUGGACAUCUGGUAUUCCUGCCGCCUUAGAAGAAGCAACUAUGAGCCAGCCGGCACCAUCAACUUCUGAGGGGCCUCAAGUAGAGACCAUGCAGUCCAUGCAACAAAAUGAAGGCGCUAGGCCUGGACAGCAACAACCUUCUAAUAUCGCUGACAAAUCUGCUCCUUCAUCUAGUGAAGCCGCUUCUCGGAGUACCGAGAAUAAUCAAUAUAAAAACGCCGGCAAAAACACUGACAACUUACGAGAUCGCCAAAUGCGCAAGUCACGUCUUUCGCAAUUGCUUGAUUUACAGAGGAAGCGAAUUCGUCCUGCAGAUCAUUCAACGAAGGGUCGCUAUGGAAUCCAAGAUUUUGAUUUUCUCCAAACUUUAGGUACGGGGUCAUUUGGCAGAGUACAUUUAGUUCAAUCCAAGCAUAACCGACUGUUUUAUGCUAUUAAAGUUUUAGAAAAAAGGAGAGUGGUAGACAUGAAGCAAGUGGAACACACUUGCGAUGAGCGCCAUAUCCUUUCCCGAGUUCAGCAUCCUUUCAUUACCAUAUUGUGGGGAACAUUCCAAGACGCUAAAAAUUUAUUUAUGGUCAUGGAUUUCGCAGAAGGUGGUGAACUGUUUUCCCUUCUCAGAAAAUGUCAUCGUUUUCCAGAGAAGGUUGCAAAGUUUUAUGCUGCGGAAGUUAUCCUGGCUUUGGAUUAUUUGCAUCACAAUCAAAUUGUGUAUCGUGAUUUGAAGCCUGAAAACCUUUUACUUGAUCGAUUUGGACAUUUAAAAAUUGUUGAUUUUGGGUUUGCGAAACGUGUUUCUACCAACAAUUGUUUCACGUUAUGUGGAACACCGGACUACUUAGCUCCCGAAAUCAUCUCCUUGAAGCCCUAUAACAAAGCUGCUGACUGGUGGUCUUUGGGUAUUUUCAUCUUUGAAAUGCUUGCUGGCUAUCCUCCCUUUUAUUCGGAAAAUCCGAUGAAACUGUAUGAAAACAUUCUUGAAGGUAGCAUUUCGUAUCCCCAAUAUUUCUCCCACGCUAGCAUUGACCUUAUGGAUCAUCUUCUUCAAAGGGAUAUUACGAGUCGGUAUGGAAAUCUUAAAGAUGGAAGUAUGGAUAUCAUUAUGCAUCCUUGGUUCCGAGAUAUUAGUUGGGACAAAAUUUUGACACGUAAAGUUGAAGUUCCUUAUGUACCUCCAAUCCGUGCUGGCAUGGGUGAUUCGAGUCAAUUUGAGUCUUAUGCUACAGGUCCCACCAAUUAUGGUAACAACGAGAAUCCAGAAUUCUCAGAUAUUUUCCAGGACUUUUAA